Molecule: messenger RNA, 2562 nt
Organism: Mesorhabditis spiculigera
Lineage: Eukaryota; Metazoa; Nematoda; Chromadorea; Rhabditida; Rhabditidae
Source: the annotation of a GenBank genome assembly
AUGUUGCACGAUAUGGAAGUGGUAGGCUCGGAGCGAGCCCGAGAGGACCACGAUCCUGAUCCAGUCAACGAGGUUUUGGAGAGUCUGCUUGCAAAGGUCGAGAUUGAAGCGGAAACAUCUGGCGAGACAAGCAACGAGCUGACUAUCUCUAUGGUAGCCAUUGAUGAAAAGAUGGCUGUGGAGGCGAAGGCUCUGGAUACAAGUGCUUCCGACGUGCCGAAAGCGGACCGUGACAUGAGCGACGCGAAUUCGACUCCGCAGGGCUCAAACACUUCCCUUUUUCAAAAUCUGGACACGGACACAAGCGGUAUCAUCAAGCAUGCGUUGGCCGGUGGAGAAGCGGUUCUGGAAGACCCAAUCUCGUGCGAUUUACAAAAUCUUGCUACCAACACGACCGUCGUUGUUGACCAAGCUGUAGCAGACGUGGAAGGCUCGGACUCUGACGAUCCGGAGAGCGCGAGCGCCGACUUCAACUCCGUUCCGAAGCAGCCGGUGGGCGACGUGGAAGCGCCGAUUGAAAACAAGGAGCCGCGCACCAUCACUGAUCGUCCAGUGACCGACGGGAGUCCGAUCUUGAAGAAAGGCGGGGUUGCCGAUCUGCACAACGUGGGACUGGUUGGCAAGCCAGUAGCCGCUGUCCAGGGAUCAGAUUCUAAGAAAGGUCUCCAACAAGCUAUCCUGGACCGUAUUUCGUCCAUCGAAGCAGAAACCCUUUGCUUUGUCUGCCGCCAACCGUCGAACGAUGGAAAUCAACUUCAGCGCUGCCAGCCUCCUCAAGGAUCUUGUUCGACUCGCUUCCAUCACGAUUGCUUGAAAGAAUACAACGGUGGCAACUACGAAUCCAAUUUCCUCUGGCACAUGAAUCGUGGUCUGCCUUGUUGCCCGCUGCAUCAUUGCCAUGCAUGUUUCUUGGAGCGCAAGAAGACCUCGGCGAUCACUCUUCAAGGCGAGCGCAUUAUCGAGUGUGCAAAGUGCUAUCUCGCCUUCCACGACUGUUGCCGCCCGGCCGGUCAGCGCAUCAAUGAAGAAGAAAUUGCAAAGCAGUCCGCGAAUAAGCCGUACUGGAAGCUACGCAAUCAUGUCAAACUAUAUGGAUUGGACAUCCCGAAAGAGAAACUCGCGGAUUACUGUCUUUGCCAACGCCAUGUAUUACCUUCAGCUCAAAAAAUUAUCCAGAAGCCGAAUUGGACCAACACGUACCCAAGCUGCUCCGAAUGCCAUGAAAACCCUUGUCCGCCGAUGCACGAUUGCGCUACUUGUCUGGCGAAGUACCACGAUAGCUGCCAUGACUCUAACAACAGAGGGCCUGCCGGCAAAUUCAUCUGCGACACUUGCACAUUUGCCGAGCCCUUCCGAAUCGGUGACUACGUCAUGGCAUAUUUCCAAGGAGAAAAGGAGAAGUGGUGGCACGCGCAAGUGAUCGACCCGGAUUCAAUGCCCAACAUCCGUGCGAAAUUCUCCGAUUGGAAGGGGCAUCCAGGGUACCUCGCGGUCCGUUGGUGCUUCUUUCCAAACCUGAUGUCGGUCGUCCCGGUGGCAUACUGCUUCAAGUAUAACGGACAGCGGCUCAUGCGUGUCUUUGACAAAGACACUCGCGAUGAGCGUGUCCAAACUGAAAAGCGUGAGAUCCCUCACUACAGAAAGACGUUAAAUGCGCUGCUUCAUCGAAAACCAACGCACAAGAGGAUAGACGCCUCUAUUUACCACUCGGCCGAUGCUAGGCGCGCCGAACCCAUCGAUGAGUGGCGAUGCGGUUGUGAAAAGGAUGCUGACGGCACAAGGUGCGGCCCGAAUUCUCUCUGCAAAAAUCGAGUCGUUGACCAGGAAUGUGGACAGGACUGCGACUCCUGCCUGAAUCGAGAGCUGGCCCAGAAGUACUUCUGUCCAGAUAUAGAGGUUCGCCACACCGAAGAGAAAGGAAUGGGCCUUUUCGCUACUGCACAGCUGCCGCCAGGUAUUUUAAUCGGCGAGUAUGCGGGCGAGAUCAUCGGCGACCGCGAAGAGAUCACCCGCAGGCAACAGGAGGCGACGCGCUUCGGCAACGACGAAGAGACCCACUAUAUGAUGCACAUUGACAAAGUGAGAAUCGUCGACGCCUGCUUCAAGUCAAACGAUGCCCGCUUCAUCAACCACUCCUGUGAUCCAAACUGCGAGGUUUCCCUGAAGCAGGUCCAAGUCUCUAAAACCGGCGAUCACGUUCCUUUGUUUGACGUCCGCCCGUUCGUCAGAACUAUCAAGCCGAUCGCCGUUGGCGAGGAGCUGACGUUCUCUUACGACAUGACACCAUAUGAAGGCGGUGGCAAUUUGCCUGAAUGCUUCUGUCGCGUCGCUCACUGUUCUGGCCGGAUGGGCGGCAAAAGGAAGGAGCCAAAGAAGGUGUCGGUAAGGAUGGUGUGCGACUCCUCUUCCCCCGAGAGAGUGCGGAAGCGCCCGCGCACUUCUUCCCAAGACCUGUUCAGCGAUGACGUUGCCAAGGAAAAUAUGAAGCCAUCCACGAGCAAGAAGAGGGGAAGGCCACCCGGCACCUCUGCUAAGAAGCAGAAGCGCAGCACCAACGACAUC